GGGACGUUCGAAGGACCAGGUCACUCUCGUAACAGCUGAGCAGUGACAAACACCAGCUAGUCAUGGUCAGUGCUGUUCCUCCGGGGAUUAGGGUCCUUCCCUGUGGGCCGUGUGGGGACAGGAACGUCACAUAUAGAAUCUACAUACUGAUCUUCACAUUCUUCUGUUACACCUGUUACCACAUGUCCAGAAAGCCAAUCAGUGUCGUCAAGAGCGUGCUUCACCGGAACUGCUCCAAGGUGACAGAUGACACAGGGAGUCCUCACUUUGGUAACGACACAACCUGGUGUGACUGGCAACCAUUCGAUGGCAGCGAUUACAGCCAGCUGUUCGGGACCCUCGAUCUUGUCUAUCUGUUCGCCUAUGCCAUCAGCAUGUUCUUCAGUGGACAUAUAGCUGAGAGGAUGAAUCUCCGUUACUUCCUGUCCUUAGGAAUGAUCAUGACUGGGCUACUGACUGCAGCAUUUGGAAUGGGAUAUUUCUGGAACAUUCACAACCUUGGCUUUUAUAUAGCAAUACAGGUGGUUGGUGGGAUGUUCCAGUCCACAGGUUGGCCCGCCGUUGUUGCUUGUAUGGGAAACUGGUACGGUAAAGGAAAGCGUGGUCUGAUUAUGGGGAUCUGGAACUCCCACACAUCCGUGGGUAACAUCCUUGGCUCACUCAUCGCCGGUGGAUUUGUUACCGCUAAUUGGGGCUGGUCCUUUGUAAUCCCCGGUAUAAUCAUUUCAGUCUUGGGUAUUUUCGUCUUCCUCUUCCUCGUCCCAGAUCCCAAAGAUGUUGGUUGUACCCUUCCUGACCACCAGGGAACUGGCGUAACAUCAGACAACCCCGCUGUCAAUAAGGCCCAGGAAGGCGGCAGUGAGUCGGAGGAGGUUGAACUGAGGGUGAUUGUCUGUGACGCUGAAUCAAAAGCUCCCCUACCCGGGGCCUAUGUAUCGGUUGAAACACCUUUGGCAGUCAGCCGCAGUGACCCAGUCGUGUCCAUUAUCCCCGUCUCACGGAUUACAACUGUCGAUAUGUUGCCUAGGACCGCAAAGGUCACCAUGGGAACGAACAAACAACUACUGGCAUCGUUGCAUAAUGUACCCGGCUAUGGUGCGGGACCUAAUGAAUAUAACAGUUCUGCAAACCUGAUCAGACCGGUGGCGACACCGGACAAAGCAAUUAGCUUCUUCGCAGCUCUUCGUAUUCCAGGAGUGGUGGAAUUUUCAUUGUGUCUGUUUUUUGCAAAACUCGUAAGCUACACCUUUCUCUUCUGGCUGCCGAAAUACAUCAGUAGUAAAUCGGACAUCGAUGCUGAGAAGGCUGCAGAUCUGUCUACCUUUUUCGAUGUUGGCGGAAUUUUCGGAGGUAUUGCGGCGGGGUUAAUAUCUGACUACACAGGCGCUCGGGCUUCGACGUGUGUCUUACAGCUUAUGUUGGCCGCACCUGUGAUGUACAUCUACAACUUGUACGGAAGCAUCGACCUCGCCCACAGCAUAGGACUGUCGCUACUUUGUGGGUUUAUGGUGAAUGGUCCAUACGCUCUGAUAACUACAGCAGUCAGCGCUGACCUCGGGACUCACAAAGUCCUACAGGGGAACUCCAGGGCCCUGGCGACUGUCACAGCUAUCAUAGACGGAACCGGAAGUAUAGGUGCUGCUAUUGGUCCAUUACUGGCGGGAAUUAUCGAGACGACUGGCUGGAACAAUGUUUUCUACAUGUUGAUUGGUUCAGACGUGCUAUCGAUGCUGUUUCUUGUACGACUUUUCGUGAAGGAAAUCUUAGAGAAAGUUCGUAAGUAACAGAGCUCCACACGACUAGCUCAGGCCUUUCUACGUUACCGUAUACUAACACCUGGUUAUAACUGGUGUGUAAUCGUCACCCAUGGAUUCCCAUACCUACACGUUCUAUCGUGUUCCUGUGAACAACUAUUUGUGUUCCUGUGAACAACUACUUGUGUUCCCGUGAACAACUACUUGUGUUCCCGUGAACAACUACUUGUGUUCCUGUGAACAACUACUUUUGUUGCUGUGAACAACUACUUGUGUUCCUGUGAACAAUCAUUUGUAUUACUGUGAACAAUCACCUAUGCUCCUGUGAACAAUCAUUUGUGUACCUGGGAACAAUCACUUGUGUUCCUGAAUCUGAAUUUAGUUGUUCCUACAGGGGAUAAGCAAUACAUACGUACACAUGAAAAGGUGUUUCCCUCAUGAGCUUUGAGGGGAGUCAGUUGUAUUUCGUGUAUUUGAUCUAAUUCAAUAUCCUUACCACAUUAGUGUCACUAUCAGCUCACUCAUUGUAUUGUCUUUCCAGCUUUUGAAUGUUGUAAGCUACCUGUCUAAACUUCAGCUAUUUUUUCUUCUAUCCAGCGAAUCUUUUUCCUCUGUAUUUUUUCCAUGACUUACUCUUCUCUGAAAUCAUUUAAAAUUGAUAAAGUGUUAUGGAGAUAAUUAUGAUAUGUAUAGCCAUUUAAAUUAGGCAAAUAGAUACUCGGCGUGCUAUGUAAACAGAUCAUCGUCUCUGCAAUAUUGUAACUGUUAAGAUGAUAUUAUCGGAAUACAUACAAUCACUCGUGUUAUUAAGAGGAUCAGGAAGCUACAUUCAAGGACAUGAUUUCGGCAAGCUUCCAAAUGAUAUUAUUGAAUUGGGAACUUAAAACUUGACUUUUACUUUUCUGAUUUGCCUGAUAGUCGUUUCCAGGUCAAUUUAUUCUCAUUAUAUACUACCCAGAUAAUACACAUUAAAUAUACUCCAGGUAUACCAGACACCAUAUACAGUCCUAUCAAGUUCAUUAACGGUGUACAAAUACCAAAUGUUAGUAACAUGUCGUCCAGAUAAUGCCUGCUAAUACUAUUGGCUCAAAUACCACUUUAGCCAUGGGACGUCGUUCGCGAACAUUUUUUGGUAUCACUACUUAUUGACAACUUAUAGAAGAUCAUUUCCCACACUUGAUUUGAAAGUUACCCAAAGUCCUUUUUAACUAUAUUCCUAUUCAAUUUGGGGUUUGAUCCGGAAAGCAGGUAACUAACAGGUGGUCGUCUUUGAUCUUAAUGGUUAGAGAUAGUGAUAACUAUUUUAUACAAAUUUUAUAUUUUGUUUCCCAUACCUCUAGUCUUGCAUGCUGAAUUUCAUGAAUCAUUUAAAAAAAA
Messenger RNA from Pecten maximus, 3131 nucleotides. Its product is annotated as glucose-6-phosphate exchanger SLC37A2-like. Gene Ontology annotation, biological process: phosphate ion transmembrane transport; glucose-6-phosphate transport. The transcript has 19 exons. NCBI's taxonomy places the organism in Eukaryota, Metazoa, Mollusca, Bivalvia, Pectinida, Pectinidae. Gene Ontology annotation, cellular component: endoplasmic reticulum membrane. Gene Ontology annotation, molecular function: glucose 6-phosphate:phosphate antiporter activity. The record is from RefSeq and is a predicted model, not a curated record. The coding region runs from base 63 to 1784 and encodes 573 amino acids.